AUGAGCAACACAGAGUCCGAGAUUCCUUGUCAACAUUCCAAUGACGCCUCAAAACAAUCUUCAAUACGUUCAACCAAUACAAUGCAAGAAAUGCGUACGAUUAAGCAACGAUUAGCUGAUGCACUUGGAGACAACGGACCAUUAUAUUGGAGCGCAAUGAAGGAAUUCAUUACUGGAAAUCUCAGCCGCAUAGAAUUUGAUUUUUAUGCUAAUCUAUACUUGAAUAGACAGAAUGCUUAUCUUCACAACGCAUUCAUCCUCAGUACAAUUCAAAAUUCAAAAGUGAAUUCACAACCAGUACGAAAACCCAACCCACAACUCAAUUCCAAACGAAAGCGCAUAAAAGAAAGUCGGGAGGUGCAAGAAUUAGAGGCACGAAAGAAAUUGAAGAUGGAUGUCAUGUCAUUAAGUAGAGCUGAUCGCGAAAGUUUAAAUAAGCUGGUUAAAGCUGGGAAUACAAUCCAAUUGAAGGCAUUUGUAGACAAAGCCCUUGGUAAUCUCACAGGCCAAUCACCUUGUUCUUUGAUUACACGCCUUAACAAUGACUCUAGUCUUGAAUCAUUACCUCCGCCAAUUUGCCGUGAAGCUAAAGAGUUACCGGACCAAUACACACUCAAUGUGCGAAUGAAACUUAUAUCCCUACAACAUGGUUUACUGGAUAAGCUAGAAGAUGAUGUAGUGGAUGUUAUGGCUCUGGCACUGCAGAUCUUUUUAAAAAACAUUAUAUCCGACAUCAUCACAAAACGUCGGGUAAAUCGACCGGUUGGUCUGUCAAUCUCAUCUCACAUUAAUGAAAAUGGCACGCACUCAAGCUAUGGAGAACGUUUGGAUACAUACAACAAAUUUGCCGACAUGAAUUCUCUUUUCAAAACAACCUCACUAUCACCAUUGUCAUCAUUAUCAUAUUCGCACACUUCUUCUAUUGAUUGCAAUGAUUUUGCAUUUGCACUUGACAUGUCACCCAGCGCGCCUAUCGAAAUUCCUCUUUACAAAGAAAAGCUAAAAACAUUUGUCUACAAAGAAGAUUCUACAAAUAAGAAUAAUAAUAACAGUAGUAAAUCUGGAAGUGGUUUACUUCCAAAGCAAAAGAAAAAGAAAAAAAAAAAGCAAGAAAAAAAAUAA
Phycomyces blakesleeanus NRRL 1555(-) is the source of this 1122-nucleotide messenger RNA. RefSeq lists its product as hypothetical. Gene Ontology annotation, molecular function: transcription coactivator activity. The record is from RefSeq and is a predicted model, not a curated record. The transcript has 5 exons. Gene Ontology annotation, cellular component: SAGA complex. The coding region runs from base 1 to 1122 and encodes 373 amino acids. Lineage: Eukaryota; Fungi; Mucoromycota; Mucoromycetes; Mucorales; Phycomycetaceae. Gene Ontology annotation, biological process: regulation of transcription by RNA polymerase II.